This is a messenger RNA of Polyodon spathula (Mississippi paddlefish), 506 nucleotides long. RefSeq names its product sortilin-like. The record is from RefSeq and is a predicted model, not a curated record. Bases 27 to 359 code for a protein of 110 amino acids. The transcript has 3 exons. NCBI's taxonomy places the organism in Eukaryota, Metazoa, Chordata, Actinopteri, Acipenseriformes, Polyodontidae. Gene Ontology annotation, biological process: endocytosis; vesicle organization; Golgi to endosome transport. Gene Ontology annotation, cellular component: Golgi apparatus.
AUUCAGUGCUUGAAGCAGAUGAGGAUAUGAUUUUUAUGCAUGUGGAUGAACCAGGAGACACUGACUUUGGCAUGGUGUACACAUCGGAUGACCGUGGUGUCCUUUACUCAAAGUCACUGGAGCGUCACUUGUUUGCAGCCAGCGGAAAAAGUGACUUUACCAACAUAACCUCACUUCGUGGAGUUUAUCUUACCAACGUCCUCGAUGAAGAUGGCAGCAUUCGGUCUGUUAUAACCUACGACAGAGGAGGAGAGUGGAAUCCCUUAAACAAGCCAGCUGAUGUUAAAUGUGCAUCAGAUAACAAGAGGGUUAGUAGUACAUUGGGAUACUAUGCAAUAACCGUCAGUUCAUAUAGUUAGUGCUCUGUGGCUACAUCUAAGCAUGUUCAAAGUGGUUUCUCACACUAUCCUUGUGGUUGUUGACCUGGGAGCAAAGCCAUCACUUUGAAGACUGUUUUGAUGACUGAAUUGUUUAUUUUUCUGCCUUACACACCUUAUACAGAAAAG